GUAAGUCCGUAACCGUUCUACACUCAGUAACAUUCGUCUACAAGCUACAACGAUCAACAGCAAAACAACUUGUUAACUGUGUGUAGCAAUUAAUUGUUAAUUAGCAAACACCAAGUAAGUAACGUGGACUUACGUGCUCACAUCAGCAUCCAGUAUUUCAGCAUUCAGCAGCGUCAACUUUGACAAUUAAUAGGAAACAUGGACACCCAAAAAACAUUGGAUAACUUUAUCAGGAGUAGAAAAAGACCCACCAUCGAUGAUGGUUUGCAUAAAAAAGAACUUAUGAACAAUAGUUUUGGAAUUAAUAAACCAACUAGAAAACUAUCGUUUGAUUUUACGGCGCAGCAAUCAGUUAAAAAACAAAAGAUUGAUUCUACUUUAACAAAAACAUCUAUUCGAGAUAAUCAAAAUGUUGGUGUUGUCAAUAAUGCAGUUAAAAAUAUUUUGGAAAGAAAAGAGGCUGAAAUUAAUGAUGAAAUUCAUCCAGAGAGAGCUACAACUCCUGAUCAAACAUCAUCAACUAAAGCCAAAUUGCGUAAAGAAUUGGAUUUGGGCGAAUUUCGUAAAAUUGUCUGUCGUAAACACAACCUUAAAAAAUUACAAGAAAAGUUGAGUGCAGUGGAACAAUCUCAAAUUGAUCUUAAAUCUGCAGAAUCUAAAGUAGAAACUGCCAAAAAUCAUUACUUAUCUUCGUUUAAAUCAGUCGAUCUCUUGGUUGAUACUAGCCCAGUAAAAGUUGCAUCAAGUCCUGUAGCAAAAUCUCAUCUUAAACCUACUGCCUUAUUUCUCAGCCCAGCACAAUCUAUUGUUAGUCCGAGGAAAGUAAUGAUGACCACUCAGGUGUCUCAGCCUAAAGAAUAUAUGUCGCCUAAAAAAUUAUUAAAUGAAGUUGGAUCUCUUUUGGCUUUGUCUCCAUCAAAACGAUAUGCAUCAUUGGUUGAUUCUAAAACAUUACCUUUGCCUUUGAAGUACCGAAUUUUGGAUGAAUUAUUCAAAGCUAUGGAAACUGUUUCAUCAAUGAUGUUUGUUAGAAAAGAAAAAAUUACAUUUAAUAAACUCAAACGUGGUGUUCAGCACAUGACUAGAAAAAAUUUUACUGAAUUGCACUUGGCAAAAAUUAAAACUGUAGUUCCAGAUUUCUUCAAGUUUGGAUUAGUAAAAUCUCCAAAAGAGAAAUCUAGUUAUGAAUUAGUAAUAAUUCCAAAUUAUGGCUCAAGUAACGAAGAUAACAUUAACUUAAUUGAACAAACAACUCGAAGAAAAAAGGCAUUUACUAAUGCACUACUUGACAUUAUGAAGGAACAUCAUGAAAAAUAUUUGAAUUCAUUAAUUCCACCUAUUGUGAUCGAUAAAGAUAAAAUAACCAGAUGGCAUCCAGAGUUUGAUGUUGAAACUGCUAAAGAUAUCGUUCCUUCCACAUUACCAAAAAUUGAAAUCAACAAACCAAAAAUUGAAACUGCAAAAGAUUUAAUAGAUAAAUCACAUGCUUUAUUUGCUUACAAUAAUCGUUUAAAUCGAACUCUUACAACAAUGAACAUUGAAAAUAAAAGUGUACCUGAAAAAAAAUUUCCAUCGACAGAUGCAAAAAAUGCACUAAAAGGAGCACUCAAAGGGAUUUCUAAAUCAUUUUUACUGAGGAUUCAAGAAAAGCAAGCACAAAAAGCCAAAGAGUUGAUGACACGGUCAGUAGGUCAAUUAGAUGAGGAUAGAAUGAUGGAUAGAUUACCAGAUAUCGCAAGAGGUAUGCGUACCUAUUUUGUACAACUACAAAGGAAUGUAAUGCCAUUCAAAAAAGUUGUCGAUCAGCUAAAGCAGAGUUAUCCUGAAGCUAUGACAGACGAGGAAUGGAAAGCUCAUUUAAAUCUUCUCCAAGAAAAAGUACCUCAUUGGAUUGUAUCAAAAGUCUUUGAUGGAAUUGAACAUGUUCGAAUUGAUAAAAAAGUUGAUUUUGAAGAAACUGUAAUUAAAACAUUGAAAAAAUAA
Rhopalosiphum maidis (corn leaf aphid) is the source of this 1983-nucleotide messenger RNA. RefSeq names its product DNA replication factor Cdt1-like. The record is from RefSeq and is a predicted model, not a curated record. Bases 199 to 1983 code for a protein of 594 amino acids. Gene Ontology annotation, molecular function: DNA binding; DNA polymerase binding. Gene Ontology annotation, biological process: mitotic cell cycle; DNA replication checkpoint signaling; DNA replication preinitiation complex assembly. Lineage: Eukaryota; Metazoa; Arthropoda; Insecta; Hemiptera; Aphididae. Gene Ontology annotation, cellular component: nucleus. The transcript is spliced from 10 exons.